This is a messenger RNA of Vitis riparia (riverbank grape), 665 nucleotides long. Its product is annotated as protein HHL1, chloroplastic-like. The record is from RefSeq and is a predicted model, not a curated record. The coding region runs from base 71 to 640 and encodes 189 amino acids. The transcript has 4 exons. NCBI's taxonomy places the organism in Eukaryota, Viridiplantae, Streptophyta, Magnoliopsida, Vitales, Vitaceae.
GAUGGCUCCUCAGUCCUCACCCACCUUCCACUUCAAAGUACACGACGCGCACUGAACCCAGAGGAAGGUAAUGGAGGUGGUGGGUUUGUCUCUGAACGCAGCGCUGGUUCGAACACCCUUGUCGAAUUCUAGAGCAAGUGAAGAUGGGUUCAUUAAGCACUCGAUUUUCUCUACUCGAACCGUACCGAAGUCCCAGAAGAAGAGGGCGUUAGUGGUGGAGGCCAAGGGGAAAAGGGGCAUGCAAGGGCGUCAGUUCCAGCGUCAGCCUCCACCGUUGCCCAAGAUUGAGGACGAUGGCAACCCCAAAUUCGUCAUCUUCAUCCGCAUGGCCAAUGUUUAUCUUUGGUACCCACUGAGUCUGAUAACUGGGGGAACUACCGCAAAAAUCAUGGUUGCAGCAAAAGAUAAUUUUCUGGGAAAAUAUAUCUACAAAGACACAAUUGCAAGAAAUCUUGCUGCAGUUAUCUACAAAGAUGAGAAGGAGAUACAGAAGACAGCGUUUAGGCAGUAUCGUGUAUUGCGGUCAGCUAAAGAGUUCAGAUAUGGCUACAAACUUGUUGAAAAUAACAAUGUGAGAUCUGCACUUUCUACCACAGAUGUCAUUGAGGUGAGAAUUGAUUUUUGGGCAUUCAUUAUCUAAGAUUUUAGAAGUUUGCAAUAGAUUU